CCGGACAAAUCCACGGGCCCGCACACCAAGAAACAUCUUGCAAAGACGACUCCAGUAAGACAGGAUAACUAUGGUGUCGAUCCUUUCGCUGUUGACCAUACUUUCACUGGCUUAUACACGUACUCUGGCAUCCAAACCCAAUGUCAACGUGGAGAUAGCCGUGGGCGAUGUGUCGUCUGGUUCAGAACACAAGAUGGAGCGGGUCCUCCGCAGUAUCACCGGGUACAGCAACGAAGACAAGAUGGCGUUGGUGAACCAGCACAACCAGAACAGGAGACUUGUGAGCCCGACUGCCGCUAACAUGAAGCGAAUGAUUUGGGACGACAGUCUGGGUGCCACUGCGCAGGCGUGGGCCAAUGGCUGCGUUUAUUCCCACAGUACUUCCGGUCUGGGCGAGAACCUGUAUGCUCGGGCCGGUUCUGAACCUUCAGUGACGGGUCCGGUAGACGCUUGGUUCAGCGAGAAGGACUUCUACACGUACAACAUGAAGUCAUGUGACUCAGGGAAGAUUUGCGGUCAUUACACACAGGUGGCCUGGGCUAAGAGUAAUAAGGUGGGCUGUGGUAUAAAAUACUGUACCGCCAACUCACCGUUCGGUUCUUCCUACCCCAACUGGUAUCUGGUAGUCUGCAAUUACUCACCAGCGGGAAACUACAACUGGGAAUUCCCCUACGUCAGCGGCGCCCCCUGUUCUGGCUGUGCAGACAGCGAGGGGCUGAAUACCGGAGACUGUCGCAAUGGACUCUGUGUGACCAAAGAGGAGUGUCAGAGGGAUCCUUCUGCAUGUUCGGCCCCUAUUGUUUGUAACAAUCAAGUGAUAAAUUGUCAGAAUGGUGGCACGGCUAACUACGCGCAGUGUCAAUGUGACUGUCCGGUCAAUUACGGGGGAGCACAGUGUGAACAAGUACUGUGUAGCUUGGGUAGUUGCCAGAAUGGAGGGACUGCUAACUAUGCGUCGUGCAAGUGCGACUGUCCGGCGUAUUUUGGGGGUCAACAUUGUGAAAGUUAUGUGGACUGUCACCUGAUGGGUGUUGGCGGAAGUGACGCAAGCUACUGUGCCUCGUUUCCGUCUUGGUACUGCUCACCGGGCGUCAAAUUUACCGGCGAAGACGCGGAUAUACGUUUUAAGCACUGUCCAAAUAAGUGUGGAAUCACUUGUAACUAAGUCUCUAUGAAAAAAUACUGACGCCACCUGCUGUUAAUUACAUUUGGAAUUCUUGCUGUAUAGGUAUGCUUGAAUGUAUGUUUUUAUUUAGCCACUGAAUAUCCGGGGCAGUGCUAUGUACCAGAGUGUUCAAAUCUAGGAAAUGUUUAAAAUUAUUUGGCAUUCGGAGUUUUUACAUACAAAUUAAGGUGGAAUUGCAAAGGGUUGUUUGUUAAGACGAUAAAAUGUACUAGGCGUGUUUUUCCCUUUAGAUAUAUUGUCCUAUGUGUACUAUUUCUUUUGAAAAAGUUCAGAUAA
This is a messenger RNA of Lingula anatina, 1462 nucleotides long. RefSeq names its product peptidase inhibitor 15. The record is from RefSeq and is a predicted model, not a curated record. Gene Ontology annotation, cellular component: extracellular region. Lineage: Eukaryota; Metazoa; Brachiopoda; Lingulata; Lingulida; Lingulidae.